AUAUCGAUCUGCACUUGAAAACAAAGGAGUCGCCAUAUCGAUCUGCACUUGAAAACAAAGGAGUCCCCGUAUCAAUUUGCACUCGAAUACAAAUGAGCCUUUUAAUGCGCAGAAAAAACGAUACGAGAUUCUUCAUUUGAUAAGAAAUAGACAGUGAAAAAAAUUCAGGGCAUAGGGCAAGGCGUAGAAUCAUUGACGUUUGUUUGCGUGGUGGGUAUGAUUUGGCUUAAGGUAGGGGAUAGAAUCAUAAUUCAGAUGCAGCGCAGCAGUAGAGGGUGGGUUCUCUUACCCUGAACUUGGCACAACAGAGAGAGAGAAAACAUUGGAUUGAAAGAAUCACCCACCAGUUAAUGUGAAUCUCAUACUAGAGCAGGAGGCAAAGCAAAGAUUCUUGAGUUGCACUCCAAGCAAGGAAGGAACAUCCAACCAGAAAAGCAUUUGUAUUUGUAUUUGUAUCCCCAACGAUGUGAUGUGGUGGAGUAACAAAUGGGAGCUCAGAAGAGCAUUCAAGCUGGAAAAGCAAAGAUAGAUGUGAACGUGGAUCUCUCUCACCAAUUACGUGAAGCCCUCCUCCCCUCCUCAUUCAGGAACUCAACCAAUCCCUUGUCAUACAUAAUUGGAAGCCUUGAUAUCAAACACCCGGACCUAUUUGGCAGAAGGGACAAGUUGGAUGUGUUGUGGGAUCACAACGGACUCUCUCAUUCCAAUCUCCUCAUUUCUUACCUCAGCAAGCCCACCUCACAAUGGUUAGCCGCUCAGCAAUCUUUCUUCCUUCAGCACUCGGUUGCGCCCGAAAUCACAAUACAUGGAGUGCCCAUCGACAAUUUCUCGCAUUCGGUGAGUGGGGGUGUUAAGCUCUCCCGUUUCUUAGUGGGCUUACAACUUCAUGAGCCCCCAUCUGCUGCUUCAACUUGCAACUGGACCAGCAAAACCAGCAUAAGGUUUGAGCACGUUCGCCCAAUCAAUGACUAUGGCCGGUCUAUAACAAGAGAUUUGCAUGGCUUUCCAGUUACUAGCAGUGGCAAUCUCCAUGAUGAUAUGAUCAUUCUGAAGACGGAGUCACAAUAUACGAUGGCAGACGACCAAAGCUUUUCACUGUUGAAUUUCCAAAUAGAACAAGGGGUACCCCUUUUGUCCAAAUGGAUAGCCUUCAAUCGUUUCAAAUUUGGUGCUAGAAAAGGAUUUAAAGUUGGACCAGCAUUUGUCUUCACGGGCGUGACAGGUGGUUCCAUUGUUGGGGAUAUGGCUCCAUAUCAAGCAUUUAGCAUUGGGGGACGGAGCAGUGUUCGAGGAUAUGGCGAAGGUGCAGUGGGCACGGGAAGAGCCUGUCUGGUCUUGAAUAGUGAACUCUCUGUUCCCCUGACAAAGAUGUUGGAAGGCACAAUAUUCCUGGAUUGUGGAACAGAUUUGGGCUCUGGCCGACACGUCCCAGGAAAUCCUGCUCUCAGGCAUGGGAAACCAGGUUCGGGAAUUGGAUUGGGGUACAGCCUUCGUUGCCAGUCUCGCUUGGGGCAGAUUCAAAUGAAUUAUGCUAUCAAUGCUUACCAGCAGAAGAGUUUUUCCUUUGGUAUCAGUAACGCUGCAUUUUGAACUUCGCAUCAAGAGAUUUGCCAUUCAAGUUUGACCUCAAAUUUGUCAGUUCCCCAUUCAGGAACGCUCAGUCAAGGAAAUGCAUGAGUUAGUCCCAUGGGCAACCGUUCAUACGGGAGCAAUAGCUUCUUACAAUUUUGCAGAGUAAAAUAAGCCAACGACAAAAGGCACUCAUUGUCGAGAAAGUAAUUACUUGCUUUAGAACCUCUUUUUGAGAUUUUGCAAAAGUAGUUCAUUCUUUUUCAUGAAAUAAAUCACCUAAGGUGCAUACCAGUGAA
Amborella trichopoda is the source of this 1868-nucleotide messenger RNA. RefSeq names its product Outer membrane OMP85 family protein. The record is from RefSeq and is a predicted model, not a curated record. NCBI's taxonomy places the organism in Eukaryota, Viridiplantae, Streptophyta, Magnoliopsida, Amborellales, Amborellaceae. Gene Ontology annotation, cellular component: outer membrane. Gene Ontology annotation, biological process: chloroplast organization; embryo development ending in seed dormancy.